CGCCACCGCCGAGGAGGAGGAACAUGGCGAAAGCGGAGCAGGUCCUCAGCCUGGAACCGCAGCACGAGCUCAAAUUCAAAGGUCCUUUCACAGAUGUUGUCACUACAAACCUGAAACUCGGCAAUCCUACAGACAGAAAUGUGUGCUUCAAAGUUAAGACCACAGCACCACGUAGAUAUUGUGUAAGGCCUAACAGUGGAAUUAUCGAUGCAGGAACAUCAAUUAAUGUUUCUGUGAUGCUACAGCCUUUUGAUUACGACCCUAAUGAGAAAAGUAAACACAAGUUUAUGGUUCAGUCUAUGUUUGCUCCAGCUGAUACUUCAGAUAUGGAAGCAGUAUGGAAAGAAGCCAAACCAGAAGAACUCAUGGAUUCGAAACUUAGGUGUGUGUUUGAGCUGCCAGCAGAAAAUGAUAAGCCUCAUGACAUAGAAAUAAAUAAAAUUGUAUCCACAACUGCAACAAAGACAGAUUCAUCUGUAAUGUCUAAAUCAUUAAGUUCUUCUUUGGAUGACACUGAAGUUAAGAAAGUAAUGGAAGACUAUAAGAGGCUUCAAGUAGAAAUUCAGAGGUUACGGGAGGAGAACAAACAGUUUAAGGAAGAAGAUGGACUGCGGAUGAGGAAGGCCCCCCAGACAAACAACCCAAUAUCUGCUUCUGCAGCUGCUGUCAAGGAUGAAGGGCUCAGCUCCAGACUACUUGCUUUGGUGGUUUUGUUCUUUGUCUUUGGUGUAAUUAUAGGAAAAAUAGCCUUGUAGAGGCAGCAUGCUGGAAAUUGUAAAUUGGUUUGAUGGUUCUGCCAUAUCAUUGGAUUAAAUUUAUUCAUAACAAUGUUUAAAAAAGAAAACCAACAAUUAAUGUAUGACAUCUCACAGGUCUUGCCUUUAAAUUACCCCUGCACAAAUACUAUGUAACAUAAUCUAGAAAGUUUAAAGUGUACAAUGAGUGAAUGAAUGAAAGAGAAUAUGCUUCAGUGAUGAAGGGGGGGAGAAAAUGAUUCAACACUACAAUGGAGUAUUGUAUAUGUCAUUUUAAAAAAAAAAAAAAAAAGAAAAAAAAGAAAAAAAGGAAAGGAAAAAAAGAAAAGGGGAAAAAAAAGCCCAGAAAAAUAGAACAAAUGAUUCCUCCACUGCUGGAGCUGGCCCGAUUGGCUAUUUGGAGCUGGGUUAGGCAGGAGGUGUUGAUAACUUCUGUAAAAUAACGUUAAUCCACCAUUCUGCUCAUAAAUUUAACAGUUUCUGUCAGUGUCUUCAACUCUGUGCAAGUUACCAGUUUUUUGGCACUUAAAUGACUAGUAAGAAGCUGAAAAGAAUUGUAUGUGGCAACGCUGAAUGUGCUAGGCAUCGUUGAGAGGCAUAUAUUGACUGGUAUGACGCUCGUUUGGAAUAAAGGUCAAUGCCUUGUUCUCAUGAAGGGACCAAGCUACAUUGCUGUUGGUUCAUUUAGUUGAAUUAAAAUGUUAUUCAGAGAUGUUUAAUGCAUAUUUAACUUAUUUAAUGUAUUUCAUCUCAUGUUUCCUUACUGUCACAAAAUUGACUAAUACUAUAUGGUAUGAAAAGGCACCUGUUUAAAGCCAGUGACUAGAACUAAAAAUCUGCUGCUGUAGUGACAUGAGAUUCUUCUGCCUCCUGGUGUUUUGGGCACUACACGAUUGUUGGGAGUUUUGACCAUGUGAGCAUUGGAGAAACAGUGGUGAGGAACGUGGUUUUGUAUGUAAAUAAGUCUAUCUAGGGGAAAAAAUAUUAGUAGUAAACUAGUCCUAUGCCAUAAAAGACCAAUCUUGUUUGACUAUGUAGCAUCUCAAAAAAAAAAAAAAAAAAAAAAAGAAAAGAGAAAAAAAAAAGAAGAAAAAUGAAAUAAAGCCCCCAAAUUAAUGUUUCCUUCGUUACUUUUGUCAUGUUCUCAGAGCUGUAGAGGUUGGGGAGGAAACAGUGUUCUCUUUCAACUUAGAUUAUGGCAUAAGGAAAGUUAAAGACUUGUUUCAGGAUUGUUUGUUUUUUUUCCAAAAAAAAAUGUUUGUUUGUUUUUUUUCCCAGCCUCCUCAUGAGUCUGAUGGAAAUAAAUGGCAUUCACACUGAUGUGCUGGCUGCUGAGGUACAAGGGAACUCCCCAUUUUUCAGUUCACUUGGGGUCAGUAGUGUGUUUUAAGGAUUAGGUAAUUUUGUUUCUGAGCAAAAUACCCAAGCUCAGUGUGUUCUAACACUUUGAAUGUCAGUAAAUGAAAUAGCUUUGGAGCAGGAAAAUUCCUCUGUAUUCUUAAGAUACUAGGUCCAAAAGCCAUUGAUGACAAAAGUGUUUGUAACACCUGCAAGAAUUAAGAUUUGUCUUCUAAAAGAGACUUCUUUCAUUCCUUUAUUAUUCCUGUAACUUCUUGAGAAAGCUGUUUGGGCUGCAGCCUGUCUGCUACAUUUGUUGACCUUUUUAUUUGUUCCAGUUAUGUCUCAAAGGUUUCCUGCUUUGCAAGUGCAAAUCAGUUAGAUUUUAUGUGAGGUUUAAUAAGAAAAUAGGAAGAAAAUGUUCAGCUUAUGGACACAGCUCUGGAAGUACCUCUAGAAGGCUCAACAGAAAUGAGAAGUGCAUCCUUAGCAUUUUGAAAUGCUAGUGCCUUGUCUGCUCAGGAUGGACAUGACAAAGCUAUUAAAGUAUCCCUGCAAAGGGCAGAGAAGAUAGGAGAUGAGCUGGAAAGGACGAAAUGGUGAGUUCAAUGUAACAAAUUGGCCAGAACUUAUCAAGAAGAAAGGUACUUUCUGGGCAGUAGAAGCUAAUGAAAACUUUUACAUGAGAUCUUUAAAGAACCUUUUCAGAAAGACGAGGUUGUAAGUGAUGUCAUAAAAUUAGUUUUCAUGGCUUUGAAGCCUAUGUUUGAGCAAACCUUUACUGAAGGCAAACUGACCUAUGCAGUGGAGGGUGUUUUUAAGAGGCUGUAAAUACCUUGUUCUCACUAAAAACAUGUACUCAGCUGAAUUCCUAAUUUUCUGCUGAAAAACAGCCUCAAAAAGUUGGGGGCGGGGGGGCAGGGGAGGAGAAGACUCUUAGCAGUCUAAAGGGGGAAGACUGAAGUUUUAAACUAGUCUCUUAGUACAGCUGUAAUAAUAGUCCAAGCAAAUUUCACACAAGUUGUUAGCUACCUGAGAUGGUUUUGGUGGCACAGACAGCUCCUAGAUGAAGGGGAAAGACCAGAAGUUGCCUGUCCUCCUCCCACCGUUCAGUAGUCACUCUUGGUGAUCUGGAACUUUAGAUUGUUUUGUGAGCAGCGUUGUUCCUGUUGUUUGCACUCCAGUUCCCAAAAAACAUUCAUGCUUUGCUUUGCCUUACAAACACAAUCAAGGAGACCAACAAGCAGAGGACCUUAGUUAAGGAUCUGUUGGUAAACGGCUGUUGGGGCCAGCCCACGCGAUCGGUCCUAAACAGGACUGUUAAUUUAACUGCUUGUGUUUUGGAACUUGAAAUUCUGAGGUCUUUGUUAACCUUUUCUGACAACAGCCUGAACAGACAGUGUCACUGCAUUGUCUAGGAAACACUUUGCUUUUGCUGAGCUUAAAAUAAAAUGACUGAUGAGUGGAAUCCUUAGUAGCUGUCUGCUAGAUCAGGCCCUUCUGUAGUACACAGCUGAAAGAAAUCUAAGAGUGUUUUUCCUUUCAAGAUUCUUACAAGGCCAGUCUGUAGGUAGCUUAUGAAAUACAUUGAAUGGAUAUUCUUAAGCCACCUAGAUCUUUUGUACACCAUUCCUUAUCUGAUGACACCAGAGCAAAUGUUUUCUGUGAAGUAGUCAUGGAAAGUGAAUUAUUCUAGAGGGCACUGUGUAUCUUAGGACAUUAUGCAUGAAACAGAGUUUCUAAAUAAGAUCAUUGUCUGGUGGCCUCACACAACACCAGCUAUUAGAAAAUGUAAUUGAUACAUGAUAAUAGAGAUCAAAUUAUUACUUAAUCUAAUUCCUGUCCUUGCUGUUACAUUCUAAGAUGCCCAUUUGCAUUUUUUUAAGAGCCAGUGGAAGCUGCUUAUAUAGUCUUGGUUUUGUGGAGCUCUGCACUCUUUGAGCAAAUUUGGCAUAAAUAGAUAUCUAAAAUGUCUUGAAGCCUAGUACUGGGAAAUGAAUGGAAUAUGGUUUCUACUACUUUCACAGAGAUAUCCACAUCCUAAGGGAAUUAUUCCAUGCAAGAGGAAUCAUGACUAUUGCUCUGCACUGGCUGUUGUCAGCUGUGAUUGCACAGCUGGGAGUGUGAGCUGGGCACCCAGUUUCAAGUUGCUGCCUGAGGGACUGAAGAGCAAGGUAAUACCAUGUGUGCCGUGUUGAGAGAGGUUGAUGGACCAUAAUGUAAUUCCCUGACAAUACAGAAUUGUAAUAGUCUGAUGGUAGAAUUCCAUGUUACUUUUUUGUCCUGAAAUGCUGUUAGUGGGAUAAAAUUGGAAUCUCACUUUGCAAAUUGCUGGAGUUUCUUCUCACCAAUAAAGUAUAAAGGGUUUCUAUUUGCUGCACAUGGAAACUUGCAGUUCUUGUCACUUAGCAGUCACCAUGUUCACAGAGUGGUGUGCACACAAAACUGGACUGUUAAUGUCUGAAGGUGCUUGAUGUUUCAGUUGCCCAGUGAAAGGAAAAUCUCAUCUCUUUUCGUUAGAAAAUGUGUAAGACCCACAUCUCUUCCUAGGAACACUCCCUUAAUCUUUGGCACUAUAGUGGCUGAACUCUAGUAUUCUGAGGUUGUGAGACUAAACUUCUCUUGCUCUACAUGAUGUCCUGAAAUGCCAUAUCUUGAGUUUUGUUUUCUAUAUAAAGUAACGGGGAAAAAAACGCAGUCAAUAAUCCCUCUGUUUGAAAUUAAAGAACAUGUAAAGCAAGCACUCUGAGCUUUGUGUCUGUGGUGGCUGUGUUACAGCUGCAGUAGUACUUCACAGCAGCACUGGAGCAGCUUGAGGCUGGAGACCUGCUCCUCCAUUGUUGGAAAAUGAAUUAGAGUCCAUUGCUCAGAUCCUCAAAUGAGCCAGUUGAGAAGGGACAGGUGAUGAGUGCUUUCCAGUGUAUGUACUGGAGGCACUCUCACCAGUCAGAAACUCUAAUGCGGAAAGAAGAAAGCGGUCUUUACAGCAGUGAGACUAUCCCAGUCCCAUGAGUGGAAGUUGCUGUUCUUUGCAGUCAGAUGCAUGUCUGCAAAUGUAAUUUACUAAUCAGAGAAUGCUUGUGUAGACCAAUAGUUAGGCAUUGUAGAAUUAAAAAGCAACUACUGAGCAAGGCUGUGUGUGCCCAGUGAAACCAUCAGUUCCCAAGAUACAACAGUGGGGUACAGAGCUAGUAUAAAUCCUGUUGCACUUAGUUAUAGAGUGGGAUUUGUUGUUCAAGCAGAGCAGUGCUAAUCCUUUAACCAUGUCCAGUUAAGAUUUCUUUCUGUUCUGCAGACAGCUUCACCUAUAGUGAAUCACUUUGUCUAAUGGGUGUCAGUGCAGAAGGGGCAUUGCUCAUUGUGUUGUCACUGAAUUUUAUUUUGGCUGGCUUCAGAGGACAAAGUAAUUGUGUGUUUCCACUACUCAAAUCUGCUUAACUUUGAAGUAAGUUUGUUUUGUUAAUGAGUUGAUUUUGGUUUACUGGGUAAGUGUUGAUUACACAAGAGCCAGACUGAAAUCUCUUGCAUGUGCUACCUAAUAAGCAUCCACUUGAACACUGCCAAAGUGACUGUAUGCCUGUCAGCUGCUCCACUGUGCCCUGCGUUGCCUCCUACAGAACUGCCUGCACAUUGGUAUUUUGUGGACAAAAGCUCUCCAAAAUUUAUCUAAACUUCCAUGCAGAUCUUGUUGCCUCUCUGUUGGGGCCUCAGUUUGUCCUGAAGCUUGUGCACAAGCGAAAACCAGAAACAGGAACACUCAGUCUCUGAGCACAGGAAGAAGGCUGCUUUUUUUUUUUUCUUUUGGAAGCAAAUGUGAACUUUGGAUCUUUCCUUCUCUGAUCUGUCAUUAGAACACAGCCCUUUCCAGAUGGGAAAACAAAAGAAGUUAAGAAAACAAAUGAAUUAAGAAGAAUUACAAGUUGACAUUAUACAUCUGGUAUUUCUGUUUACAUUCCUGCAUCAGUGCAUUUCAUUUUUAAAUAAGUUCCUAAUUCUAUGAAUUUUUUCCCCCAAGAUCUGCAAGUGCCUAUAGAGAGCUGAAGAACAGCCCAUGAUGAAGUAUUGUUCCCAGUUUAGCUGCACUUCAUUAUUUUUUUUAAUCAAAUCUUCAGUGGAUAAACUCAAAAGAUUAGAAAAGCCUCUUGAACUCCCUUCUGUUUGAGUUGGCAAAGUUCCCACACACAAUUAUCCACACACAACUACUUUUAAAAGACCUUUAUUAAGGCUGUACAAAGUCAAGCACUCAGAAGUUAGGAAGUGACAAACCCAAUUUUGGACACUUCUUAUUUUGCAGCAUCUGGUGAGGCCUUAAAGUACCAGGUCAAAAAAUGAGCUAAGGCUGUCCAGAAACUGCCCACCUCUGUGUGCCUGACCUUACAUAAUCUUCAGUUCUCUUAAGAUAUGAGUUAAUUAGGUUUCUAAAAGUUGAACUUAAAUGGCAUUAGGUGUUAGGUGUAACCUGCAUAGGUGUCAGGAUGGAAUCCUUUCUGUAGCAGAACCCUUUCCUGACCUAAGCUGCUGGUGUAGUGGUGGUGAACUCUGUGCUGAAGCAGCAGUUUUUAUUUUCACGUUUUGCUCUGAGGCCACACAAAAGUGUUGAGCCAGGAAUUUUUGCUUCAGACCUGAGCCCAGAAGAGCUUUUCUGUGAAGGCUGUGGAUUCUCCUGUCCAGUUUCUUUUCUCACUCCAUUCCUUCCCGUAGUCCUUUGGUUCAAUCCCAGUCAUCCUUGUUUCUUCACUGUUCUUGGCAAAGAAGCCAGUGUUCAAGCAGCUACGAACAGCCUUUCUUCUCUGCCGCCUAUAUAUUUUUCAUCUCAGUCUCUUCCCUUUGCUCUUCUGUUCUUUCUCUGCCCUGCCUGUCCUGGUCUUUGGACCCAUGAGUGCACUCUGGCUGCACUGAGGCUGCCUGCCAGGGCACUUCCUUGACGUGGAAGUAACACUCUAGUCCCAGAUGCUUUUUCCCAUCCUAGGCAGCUGCUUACCUUUCUGCUUCCUCUUUGAUCAAACGUGUUCCUUCCUCUUUGCUCUCUGUAGAGUUUGGGUCAACAAUCUCCUGUCUGCCUCCAGCUUUUUUCUACUGUUUCAAUGCAGCAUAUUUAUUUAUAUUAAUUAACAAGGUUUUAUUUUAAGUGCAGAUCCUUUAUCAGGUGAUUCAGUAGCAUGGUGCUGUCAGUAUAUCUGAAAGUGUUUUAAAACUUUUAUGUGUGUUUUGUUUCAGUUUAAGAAUCAUUUGGGAAAUUGGGAAUGCAAAUUGCAGGUGUUCUAGAAUUCCAAGGUAUUUUAAAUGGGAAUGUAGAGAUGGCUCAUUGGAAAAAUAAGCUACUGUUAAUUGAGCUGUGAAGAGGAGAUCAGACCUGUAACUGUGCUUGUCCAGCAAACUCAGCUUCUGCUUAAAAUUAUUGUGCCUGCUAGAGAAGCAGAAAAUUGCAAAGGCAACUUGUCUGAGUAGCUUAGGAUAUUAAAGAAAGCACGAAAGAUUCUCAUGUUUAGGGUCAGUGCAGGGAGCUAGUGUUUGAAAAUCAUUUUAAUUUUCUCUGCUUUUUGGAGUAGUUCAGAAAGGAUUAAACUUUUGAAAAGUACUAUGUAAGGAGUGAAUGGGGAAGAGUUUUCCAUCACACCUGUGCAUGUUACCAUUGACUUCCAGCUGGUCCUGACCUGUUGGUGGAUGUAGCUUGGUUUUUCUUCACAGGCAUAGUAAAAAGAUACAUCUUUAUUUGAGAGUUGGAAGGUACCAAGUAGUCAGCACUAACAUUCGUUGUCUGUGUGCUAGACCUGUUUUUGUUAUGCAAUGUUAGACAUGCAACAUGAAGUUGUUUGGGUUUGUCUUGUGUCAGGUAAAGGACUGCAGAACUGUAAGUUGGAGAAAUUCAAGCUGGACAUGCAGCUGUGCAAAGCACUAAUAAAUGUAACUGGUGCUUCAGAAGGGCACAGCUGAGCAAAUUUCAUCUCCAGUAUGGCAGUGAAGAAGAAAUUAGAUGGAAAACAGAAUUAGAAAUGGUCAUUUUCUAAGUGAAAGGUAUUAAAUGGACAAAUAGCCAAUAAUUUUUCAGUGGAGGAGGACAGCUGGCUGACUGCCCAUCCUGUUUCAGUGGUGAAAUGGAAGGGGAAAAAAAGUAGAUCUAAAGUAAUACAAAACAAAUAAGAGAAAGAGAAGCAGACAGUGAUUGACUCAGAGCUAUGGCGUGUAGAAAUUUAAAAAGGAAAGCAACAGCCAGAGGAAAAGAAAAGCACACAGCUUGGAGUGCUUGAAGAGGCUGAUAAAGAGCAGAAGUUCAGGAGAAUCUUUGUGGUAGGUCAAGGGCCAUUACUAGAUGUAGGUGGCAAAAGUGCUAGUAAAGAGGUGAUGUCAUUCACAAGCAAAGCCUAAUAUGAGGAAUUAACAUUCUUAAAUUCAGAAGGUUUGGAAGCCUUUCAGUAUUUCUAAGGGAGCUGCUGAUGGUACAGGAUGGGAGGGCCAAUGGAGAGUUUAUCCAGCCUGACACCCCCAGAGAAGGGAUGAAAAAGGGAAGGAGCAUUAAUGAGGGAGUGUAAUGUCAGUCAUUUCACUCUGUCUUUUGUUCCUGAGAUUUCUUGAGGCAGGCUUAGAGUGCACUGAGUAUAUCUGGGUCCCUGCAAAGCCUGGUGUUUUCUGACUCACACAUUUCAGAGGUGGUGGUUCAAACAGAAUCAUAAUGAAGUGGGGAUGCUCAUAAAAGGGUUCUCUGGAACUGGCUAGGGUUGAAUGGUUCCAAGUCAUUGGUGAAAACAGACACAAUCUCACUACUGAUAAAUUGUUAACAUUACAAAGCAGCCCUGCCCAGAACCAGACUGAGUGAGAGCUCUGCAUGUGUUCCCAACACAGUCCCAGGGUGUAAGACUAAUGAAUGUGUUCUUGGGUUUAAUUACCAUUAGCUGUAAGUGAUUAUACUUCUGUAUGUCUCAGCUCUUAGAGUUGGGAAUUUUGGAUGCCAUUUGGAUAUUUACAUUUUAAAAGAGAAGCUGAGUAAUUGGAAUGGAUACAAAAAAAAAGAUACUCAGAAAUGACUGGUGGAGUGUGAAAAUGCCUUAGAGAGGGUGAGAGAGAAAACUCAGUUGGCUGAGCUUCUGUACCAAAAUUGAGACCGACUUGAUUACAGUGCACAAGUACCUUCACAGGGAGAAAAUACUGACCACUACAGCUCACUGAUCUUAAAAAGAGCCACACCAAGAAUCACUGACUGGCAGCUGAAGCCAGGCAAAUUCAAAUUGGAAAAGGCACCAAUUCUAAAGAGAGAAUAACUCUGUAAUUUAGGAAUGUUUCUCCCGAAACUGUGAACAGAACAAUAAAAGUGAUGAUAUUUAUGCAAA
This is a messenger RNA of Pogoniulus pusillus (Red-fronted tinkerbird), 9418 nucleotides long. RefSeq names its product VAMP associated protein B and C (gene VAPB). Gene Ontology annotation, molecular function: FFAT motif binding. The coding region runs from base 24 to 755 and encodes 243 amino acids. Gene Ontology annotation, biological process: endoplasmic reticulum membrane organization. Gene Ontology annotation, cellular component: plasma membrane; endoplasmic reticulum membrane. NCBI's taxonomy places the organism in Eukaryota, Metazoa, Chordata, Aves, Piciformes, Lybiidae. The record is from RefSeq and is a predicted model, not a curated record. The transcript has 6 exons.